GUGAGCUAGGAACAGCUGCUAGUCACUACAGUCGAUAAACUACAAGGAAGUGUGGCAUUGGUUUGAGUAGGCUUCAGUUUGCCGAAGCAAGAUUGUAGCAGCAACAGACGAACUUUGAUGUUCAUCAGUGCUUCUGAGGUCCGAUGACUGAUUACCCUUUGCUUUUGUGAGGUGAGAGACGGAGGUAGGGUUGGAACAGCUCACAGGCUUCAAAAUGAACAUCACGGAGUUUGAAAACCUAACAGUAACACUCAAUGAAUCAAUAACAAAUACGUCCACAGACAACACGCCACAUUCGGGUGGUGCAGGACUACCGGAAGUCGUGUGUUUCAGUGUGCUCUUCUUUAUCAUCGGAACUGUUGGCAUCACUGGAAACUUCUUGGUCAUUUACGCUGUGGUCUGCGACAGGAAGAUGAGGGCAUCCGUCACUAAUCUUCUUAUAACCAACUUAGCAGUCGCAGACCUCUUGAUUAUGGUUUUCGGCGUACCAGAGAUAAUCCAGUUUAUGAUUAAUAGAGGUUGGAUACUGGACCUUUUAGCUUGUAAAGUUAAUCGUUUUGUGCUUGUCAUGGCCCUCUACGCAUCAGUCCUCACCCUUGUGUCAAUUUGUGUUGAAAGGUUCAUUGGAAUAAUACAUCCAAUCAAGGCACACAUCUUGUGUAAUCGACGCCGGAUAGCAUGCGUUGUCGGAUUCAUCUGGCCGUUCUCCAUCCUCUGCGGUUCCCCAACUCUUCUGUUUAACACUGUCAAGCGAGGCCACCCUCAAAGUACCACCGAAUAUUGUAUGCUGGACUUCCCAGUCAGUCAUAACUUCUACAUCAUGGUCUUCAAAUACAGUGAGUUUGGUCUCUUUUACGUCAUGCCGUUGGUCAUCCAAUGUAUUUUAUACGCUAUUGUGUCUAAACAGCUGUUCCUCGGAUCUGAAAAGCUACACCGUCGAUUGACAGUUCUCGACGAAAACGGUACGGCAAAGGAACGCACUUCGGAGGCACUGCAGGCUCGCAAGGGUGUUGUUAAGAUGCUGAUCAUGAGUGUUAUCGUGUACUUCAUCAGCUACUCGCCCAACCAGGUUCUUCUGUUUUAUCAUACCUUCAAUGCCAGGCAUUUCGAGGACAACUGGACAUUCCAAGUGUUCGUUGUGAUAAUCGCUUACGUCAACUCAGCUGCAAAUCCUAUACUUUACAGCAUCUUCAGCCAGAACUUUAGAAACCGUUUCAAUAUGGCCGUUUGCUACAUCAGAAGGAAAGUGAAGAAAUCUUCUCCAAGAAGACAAUCUACAUUCAGUACCAGUUCCAGAUUUGGAAGGCUCACCAGUCUUGUUCCCUCCGCUAAUACUGACCUUUGAAACAACACACCAUUGCAUGUUUCUAACUUACUACAAAAUUCAUUCCGUUUAGAGUGAAAUCCCAGUUAAACAUUUGGCUCCAUUUCACACAAAAUACACAGUUGUGUGUUUUGGACUUACCAUUUUGUCAUUAUCAUUGGUAAUAUAUGUUCUGAGUAUAUUUUAAUAAUCACCUAUUUCAAAUCGGUGUAUACAUUUGUACAUAGAUCUAUUUUCCCGGGUUUGAUAUGCCAUGACACUGCUCAGAGGGAAACGUGAUUUCCAUUAAAACAUUUGAUAACAUGCAUUAUAUUUGCAAAUAGAAAGUGGAUAUUUUCGUAGUGAAGAAGUGAUUAUCUUGUUUACAAUGUAACAGUAUUUACGUUGUUUGUGUGUAAACUAUGUACUUAUGUUGAUGUUCCUGCAUUAUAUACUCUUAAAGUAGGGGAUACUUGAAUCUUAAAAUUUCCAACAUUGUAACAUAUAUUUGUUUCGUUAAUGAACGAAUCGGGGCACAUUACACCAGGUAGUGAAGUAUGACAGUAGAUGUCGAAGGACGAUAGGGGUGGGAUUGGAAAUUUCAAAGUUGACGUUAUUUUAUCAGUAGUGCGUCAGUGCGUAAUACCACCACGACUUGUCAUUCAUUCACUGGACGAUGCACACUGCGUUUGAGUCUCCCAAUGGCGAUUUGAGGGAUUCUGUCCAACUCCUCUUGCAGCGCCUGCUCAAGUGCAGCCAACGUGGUCGACGGCCUAUGACGUUGUCGCUCACGUUUCCCUAUCAUUUCCCAGACUUGUUCAAUGGGGGAAAGGUCUGGUCUCAUUACUGGCCGUGACAUUCUAUAGUCAGUAUGCUGUCCCGAAAGUACUGUCCAGUGACCCUUCCUUCCACAAUAUGGAGUGGGGUUCGGUCAGCCAUAGUGAUACCACCCUACGCCAUGACCGAUCCAUUAAAUCGGGCUGACUGACUGACAAUAUGACGAUUUGCAAUGGGUGGCACAACACGUGGUCGUCGAGAAUGGAGACGAUUUCUAAUCGUCUGACCAAUAACUCGUACUCCAGUAGCCUGAUGAAAGUUUGCAACAGUUUGAUUCACCGUUUGAGCUCGAUUUCGUAGAGCCUGGUUUCGGAUCAAUUGAUCCUGAUCUUUUGUUGCUCACGUGGGACGCCCUGGACAGGAUCGAUCGUCAGCAUUUUGGGUUUGUUGGCAAAUGUUCCAUAGUCUGCACGCUGACUUCUUCCAGUUUCCACCAUGCCAAUAGCCCAUAGAGGCUCCGCGCUUUGUGGGGCGGUCGGGUAGCCUAGUGGUAAAAGCCUUUGCUCGUCACGGCGAAGACCCGGGUUCGAUCCCGACAUGGGUACGUUUUGUGAAGCAGAUUUCUGGUGCCCCUUGCCGUGAUAUUGCUGGAAUAUUGCUAAAAGCGGCGUAAAACCAUACUCACACACUCCUCGCGUUGUAGACUCCGCAUUCCUAGGUCAAACAUGAUCCUAAAAAGUAACCGAUCUUCCUUGGAAGUGUCCUUCAGAAGUGACUCUACGCACGUGGGUGGCGCGACUGCGUCGGGCACGUGCAGACUAUAGGAUAUGUUUUGGUGUUACGUUUUAUGAUUGGAUGUUUGUCGUCAACACUUAACAUUAAUUGUAUUUCAUGAUCCCUACUUUAUUUUGAGAGUAUAUAUAUGCAACGGGUUGAUAUAUGACAAUAUUAUCAUUGUAUUGUGUUGAUAUAGUUCAAUAAAAUU
Molecule: messenger RNA, 3065 nt
Organism: Haliotis rufescens (red abalone)
Lineage: Eukaryota; Metazoa; Mollusca; Gastropoda; Lepetellida; Haliotidae
Product: neuropeptide receptor 15-like
Exons: 3
Coding region: 215-1345 (376 amino acids)
Biological process (GO): G protein-coupled receptor signaling pathway
Cellular component (GO): plasma membrane
Molecular function (GO): G protein-coupled receptor activity
Source: RefSeq, a predicted model, not a curated record